UGGCAGUCGCGCGAGAGCUGAGGAGGGGUGGGACGGAGCGGAGCGGAGCGGGCCCGGCGGCUGUGUGCUGUGGAGGGGGUGUGACAUGGCUGCGGGCGCCGGACGCCGCGGAGUCAGGUAUUUGUGAGCUGACUUUCUUCCAUGACUACUAAGAUCAAUUAAACCAUGGAUACUUGUACCAGGGCCCGAAGCAGUCAAACAAAGCCUAAAGUGUCAGUGAAAAAGGAUUUCACUGAUGGUGUACUACGCUCUGUGAAAUCAUUGCUACAGAGCAGAAAAGAAUUAUGUAACGUGUCCACUGAAGAAUCUUUAAGACAGGAGGAACAGGACAAUUUUAUUGAGAUCACAUUUCUAAGUUUUGCUGGAGAGACAGAUGCUGCUCAUAUGCAGGAAUUGGCUGCUGUUUCUGUAGAGCUCCCAGAUGUUUUGAAAUCACUCCAUUUCUGCAGUCUAAAUGAAAAUGAAAUUAUUUUUCUGAAGGAUAUAAAUAAACCCCUGGAAACCAGCAAUGUCCCUAAACAUCAGAUUCACCUUUCUGGAGUACUUUGUGUGAUGAGAUUGUCUCCUUCGUUGCCAAGGAUCAAAGCUGAUUCUGUAUUUACCUUACUGAGCAAAUACGCCACUGGUGUAAGAUACACAAUGGAAGUAUACUCAUUACAGAAACAUGAAACAGAGAUGUCCCAUGCAGAGGAUGAUGACACUAAUCAGUCAGUGUCUUCAAUUGAGGAUGAUUUUGUCACUGCUUUUGAGCAUUUAGAUGAAGAUGAGACUUCAAAGAUACAAAAUACCGGCACAACCUAUACUACUCAGAACCACCGGGAUGCUGCUUCACAGACCAUCCCUGCUCAUUGUUUAGAAGAUAUUGACUCAAAGAUCAUUGUUAGCUCUGGGCAUCGAAAAUCAUCUGCCAAAUCUUCUGCUUCUCUGAUAAAUAUCUUGGGACUUAAAGAACUGCCCUCAUCUGUAAAGAAUUCAGUCACAACCUCUAUUUCUGAUCCUUGGAUACAGAGGAGUUUUUACAAGCCAUGUAAUUCUUCUGAUCAACGUGUUAAUGUUUUGCAUAAAACAUUGUUUUCUUCCUCUCCUGCUGAAUCAUCUGAGUCAGAUUGUUCCAGCCCUAGCCCUGUUAUCUUCUUAGAUGAAGAAGGGUAUCAAAAAAGCUUGAAGGCAAAACUUCAGCUACCAAAAAUUCCAGUAGUGAAAGAUGGUAUAGAGGACUCAGACUCAGAAGUAAGUGAAUUUUUUGAUAGUUUUGAUCAGUUUGAUGAACUGGAACAGACUCUGGAAAGUACUUGUAAACUUAUAAGGGAUCCCAUCCUUGGUAAUCAACCCCAGAAGAGAAAGAUUGCCCUUGAACAAUUGUAUUCUAAAACUAAUAAUAAUAAUUGUAUUCUAAAUCCUCAAAAAUUCAAGUUUGAUCGUCCCACUCUUCCAGCCAACGUAAGGAAGCCAACUCCUCGUAAACCAGAAUCGCCCUAUAACAGCCUCUUUGAUGUUCCAGAUUCCCCUCGGCCAGUGAAAACAGGAGAAGACAAUGGAGGUUUGUUCAGCCCUAUAAGAUCUUCAGCUUUCAGCCCACUGGGGAGCUGUGCUUCAACUGAAUGUCUUUGUCGAAUGGAUAUCAAUGGAGAUGGGCUUAAUCAAAAUCAUGAUACACUUUAUAGUGAAUAUUCAGAUUAUGCAAACAAUGUUUCAUUUGAAAUACUGGGUUCUGUUUUUCAUUCUCACUCUACAUCACUACAGAAACAUGCUGAAAACAUUUCCAGUCCUAAUAAGAUUGUCUCAAAAAAGGAAAAAGCUCAAAUUGUAGAAUUCCCGAGGAAAACUUCUGAAAAAGAGCCAGAUAAGAAAGUUAAAUCUAAAAACAAAUCACUUACGAUUAAAGACAGCAUACAAAAAUUUGCAACAGAACUGGUUGAAAAAAGUUUUGGUAAUGCAUUUAAAGACUUACAAAAAGGAGUUUCUUCAUGCACCAGUGCACUGUGUCACUUGGCUGUUAGAUUGACUUCUUCAGUCUUUCAAAUGGCUUUUUAUGAGAUUGGAAGGCGGCGAGCCUUAUCACUGAAGGAACGUGCAAUUAAUGGGCUAGCAAGCUUUUUGGUCAGUGAAGCUAUAACAAGUGCUUUAAAAGAACUGCGAUAUGUAAAGAAACAAAUAUUUACUAACACAGUUGCAAAAUUUGCAGCAGAUCUCACCGAGGAACUUAUUUUUGAGGGACUCAUGGAAGUUUGCCAGUUUUCACAUCCAUCAACACCAGCGGCUGCACAGGAUUGGGCCUUUGAUUAUGAAGACAAAGUGGUGAGAUCAUAUGCUAAAGAUUUGUCUGAAUCCGUCAUUCAGGAAGCUUUCAUUGAAUUAUCCCAGGUUGAUGUGACCUUCACAACGCAAGCAGCAAUUAGUGUUUCCAUGGACAACAUAAAAUAUGUAAGUGCAGAAAGUACAUUGCAGUCAACACAGACUACCACUGCUUUUCCUAAUUUUCGUGAUAGUGCACUUUUAGCAUUGAAUCCAAUACAAGAAACUGGAAAAGAAUAUACUGUACAACAAGCCUUGUUUUGUACUUCUGGUGUUGUAAGUUCAAUACCAGUGCCCUUAGCUGGAACAGCACUUUGUCAACAUCAGACUGAUGUUUAUAAGGCAAAAGUAUGGACUUGUCCGACAGCAGAUGGCAGUCUGAAAAUGUACAAAGACUCUACACAGCCAUGUUUUACAACAAAAAAGAGAGAAGAGGAAGUGGCUUCUCUUAGAAAUAUUUACCUUACUGCAGAUCACAGUGAAAUUACUGAAAAUAGUGUGCAAUGUUUUUGUAAUCAGAAUGAUUUCAAACAAACAAACAAUAAUCCUGGAGCAAAUAAUAUUUCAGAAUUAACAACUGGACCAACAAGCAUCAACAGUUUCUCUGGAACAAUGGUAGAUAUGAUAGUAAAUGAGGCUUAUGAAGCAAUAACUUCAUCCAGGAUUACCGGAACAGUGGAGGAAUAUACAGAUUUUGUAACUAGAAAAACACCUCGUUGGCAGUGUGUUGGUGGAGAUAUCCCUAAGAAUACGUUUGCUGAUCAUUUGUCCAAGUAUAUUGUAAAACAGUCUGUAGAUGAAACUAAAUCUAUAUUCUCCCACACAAGUGAGACUGUAGAAUGUAAUAGAUGCUUACAGAUGAACACGAAUAACUGUAAAAAAGAACUGAGUAGUGCAGUAAAGAAACAAGAAUCUGAGAAACACAGAUUUGUUCCUAUAAUUGUGGAACCGCAACAGUUGUCUCUGAAUAACCCACCUAAAUUUCUUGUUACUUCAGAUGACUCUGCUCAGUGUUUACUUUCAGUACCUACAGAUUGUGUUCAGGAACAUAAAGGACAUGAAGUACGUAGGUUUUCUUCAAGCACUCCAUCUCCGUGUCCUACUGGGACUCUUGCUAGGUGUAAUGUAGAAGAGUUUACUGAUUCAGGAAGCCGUUCAAUAAAAUCCCAAAGUAAACCAUUGAAAACACAUGAUAUGCAAAAAACAAUGCCAAGUUCUUCAGCUUUUGGGCAGGAGAGCUGUUUUCUACAUGCAAGUAACCUUUCUUUGGUGAUGUUUGGCUGUGAAGAUUCUUUGCAGAUGGAAGAUAAAUCAAGCAUCAGAGAUGGAAAUGUCUGUACAGUACCUUAUACACCACCACCAACUCCUUUAGUACCAUCUCAGACUAGUUCUGAAUGGAACCUAAGGAAGCUAACCAAGAAACUCAAGGGAGAAUUAGCAAAGGAGUUUGCACCUGUGACACCACCUUCUACACCUUAUAACUCAUCUGCUGCUGCCUUAUCUGCAACUGAACAUGAUUUCUUGGAAAAGGAAGAGUUUAUGCUGAAACUCAUGCGAUCACUUUCUGAAGAAGUUGAAAGCAGUGAAGACGGAGAACACUCUGAAAUGCUUGUGGAGAAAACUGAACAUUCAGAGAAAACAGUACGGUAUGCUGAUCAUUUAGCUGGUCAUAUCAUUUCUGUGGCAACUGAAAUGGCUGCUUCCCAUUUAGAUGAUAAAACAAUUAAAAGAGAAGCUGACAGACACUACCAGUUAAAUGCACAAAACAAAAUAUGUGGGUAUACUGCCUUUAUAAAUAUCCCAGAAGAAACUUUACAUUCGUUGUGGAAUUAUGCAGGUGAUAUGGCUGGAAAGGUUAUCAAUGAGGCUAAGAAGAUGAUAAAAUCAAGGCAUUGCAAGCUGCUGAAGUUGAAACGGGUUAACUGUCAUGUAGAUUGUCUUUCUCUCCGAAAAGACGAUAGAGACUGUAAAUCAAAAGAGAGGUGGUGUCCGGUAGUAAACCAGUGGUCCAGAGAGGUAGAUUCAUCCGUACUUUCUUUACCUGGAACAACAGGUUUGACUUCCAGGUAUCCAAGCUGCGAGAGCGUGACCGAUGAAUAUGCAGAUCACAUCAUUCGAGUUCUGAAAAGAGAAGGUGGCAACAGUGAAUUAAUAAUGGAUCAGUAUGCUAGUAGACUUGCUUACAGAUCUAUAAAAUCAGGCCUACAACAAGCUGCCAGGAAAAUCAAACUGACAUACAACAGAACAAUAUUUCCUGUACAGAAAACACAGGUAAAUGGUAGGCAUGAGCUGUUCAAAAUAUUGAACAAAGAUAUGGAUACAAAAUGGCAAAUGAAAAGUAGUGUUCAUAGGUGUGGUGGCCAACCCUGUGAAAUAAACAAUGUACAGAGAACUGAAGGUACAGAGUUGUUACAUUUUUCUGAAUCCCUUGCUCAUCCUAUAACAUGUGAUGUCAGAAGAAAACUGAAAAUGUCAGCAGUUUGCUUGCCAAAAUCCUUAACAGAUUCCUGUCUUUAUAGAAAAUCUAAAUUUGAUGAAGCCACAGGGGACCUCCUUAAAACAACACUUUCUAAAACAGUUCUUCCUUUCUCACAAAAACAUAAACUAUAUCAUAGUACAGGCAGUUUAAAUGAAUAUGGCUACCGAGAAGGCAUCAUUCAAGCUAUAGAAGAGUAUGCCAGAAAAGUAGUGGAUGACACCUUAGAAAUGAGUUUGGAGUCUGCUGUUCUCCAACCUGCUGAAAACAGGAAAAAUGGGGAUAGAUUCACUUACACAGAAAAGUUGUCUCCAUUUUCUGGAACAGCCUGCAGAUACUGUAGUAUGAAGGAAUAUCAGUGUUGUACUGGAAGUUCAUCUCCUCACCUGCCUGGACAAGAGCUCCUCUCUAGAAUCAGGCAGAUCCCCAAUUCAGGGUUGGGUGGUGUCUGUCAAAAAUCAAGAAUUUUUCACCUUGAUAUUCCUAAAAUUCACAUUGACAUGGAACAGAAGACAGUAUUUUCUGAGAAGGUGGUUGGUUCAACUAUUGAGAAAGCAGAGAGAGAGCUGAGUAACACAAGUCUGGCAGCUGAUAGUGGUAUUGGACACGGUGGAGUCAGCUUUGCAGAAAGCCUCACUACAGAAAUAAUGACUUCAGCUAUGACUAAUAUUGGUCAGGCUGUUAACAUAAGUUCUAUGGGAAGAGAAGGAUUUCACUCAGCUGAAUCUGUAGUUAGUCAGCAGAUGAGUCUCAGUAUUGGUGAUGAUAGCACUGGCAGCUGGUCCAAUCUAAGCUUUGAAGAUGAACAUCCUGAUGAGAGCAGCAGUUUUCUUCACCUCAGUGACAGUAAUGGUAACAGCAGUAGCUGGAGCAGUCUUGGUUUAGAAGGAGAUAUGUAUGAGGAGAAUUUAUCCUUUCCAACAUCAGACAGUGAUGGAACAGAAGAUAAGGAUGAAGACGCUAGGGAUUCUGUAGAAGAUGUGGGACAGGUAGGAAAGGCAUUGCUAAUAGUGAAUGUUGACAUGGAACCACAUAUGGUGGACCCCCAGUUGAGAACGACCCUGCAGUGGCUGGCAGCUUCCGAAACAGAGGUCUCCGAGCUUUGUUUUCAUGACACUGCUACGAAGGAAUUCAUUCUUCUUACAAAAAGACUGAGAGAAAGGGACUGGAAAGUGGGAGAUCUCUUGCAAGCAGUGCUGAAAUACUGUGAAAUGAUGGAGAAGACUUCUGAUGGGGAUAGACUUCUGAAUAAACCUUUAUUUGGCUGGCUUCUGGAAAAUGUCUGAAAAAUCCAAAGACCCAAUAUUCUUCCUUUCAUUUCCUCCUUUAGAAAGAGACAUGAAGGACAAAGAUGUAUAGUGUUAAAAUUUAACUGAUGAAUUGUCUAUUAACUGUCAGCAUUUUAAGAGACUGGGGUGAAAGUAAAUAUAGCUGUUCUGUAAGUAUUUUGUGACACUGUACACGGUAUGUUUAUCCAGUGCAUAUCUUCAUAAUUGAUAUUAGAGUAUUGUGUCCAUCCACGCAUAUUUGUAUAUACUGCUGUGUUCAGACUAUAGAAUGUGUAUGAAGAAAGAUCUUGUCCAUGGACAAUAGUUGACAGAUGAUAAAACAGGAUAUAUAGGGAUUCCGACUGAAUUGGUAUAGUUGUUUAUAAUUGGAGGCAUACUGUAUUAAUAGGAUUAUUAAGUUUGAAUUGCUAAAGAAACGUGUUUUAAUUUUACAUGCAACCAUUUUUAUUGCAAAUUCUUUGUUUUGGAGCAUUUUCAUAUGUUGGUAUGGCAUAUCAAUGUGUUAGAAAUAGCAAAUAUUUGUUGGAGAUUUUCCUCUUGGAAUUUUGCCGUCUUUUCAGAAAAAUAGUUCCUUAUCCCUAAUCCUUCACGUAUAAAUGAUUUUUGUGGCACAAACUGAUCUUCUGAAUGAGGAACACUUUAAAAUAGUAAAUUUUCUUAAAAUAUAAAACAAGAAAAGUUUGCAAAUUGGUGGUCAUUUUUCUUAAAUACCUUUUACUAAAAUUCUUGUUUUAAAGGAAGCCAUUCAAUCAAGUCUUUUAACAAAUGGAAUUGUGAGGUUGGUUACUAAUGCUGUCUCCUUGUCCUGUGGUGGAAGGGUUUGUCUGUGUCUUUACAUGCCUUUUGGUUUGUAAGUGCUAGUAGUUCAUCUUCUUUUGUUUUACAGACCCUUUAGGGGAUAAAGUGCUCCCUGAUAAAUAUCAGGAUGCUAUCUCAAAAGUGAUGUCACUGCAAGAGAAUCAUAGGGCCUUAUCUGUUUUGGAACUUAAACAGCCAGCUGACUUCAAAGGACUGUCACUUUUUAAAUCACCAAAUUUAGAACCGGAUCCUGAGAAGUUGAGAACUUACAAUGGAAAUUGCGUAUGCUCAGCAACGCUCAUAAUUUCAUCUUUGGUUACAGAUAAAGGGUCCAUGCAUAGAGCUGGUGAACCCUGGUGAACCCACCAGCACUUUCCUUGCAGUGCCAUUGUGCUUUGAAAAAAUAUGCGAGUGCUCAUCUUUUAGCAAUUACAGUAAUCUGGGUUUAAAAAGACCCCCUGCCCCCCCCAACAUUAGAAUAUGGUUAAGAUACAGGUCUGUCUUCACACCAAACUGAAAGAUUACUUAACUUUUAAUGGUAGUCCUCUUUUGUUGUGUUUGAGAGGUACUUUGUGUGUGUGUGUGUGUGUGUGUGUGUGUGUGUGUGUGUGUGUGUGUGUGUGUGUGUGUGUGUAAUAAAAUUAAUGUAUAUAACCUAGACCACUGACACCAGUUUAAAUUUCCAGUUUCUGAUAUCUGCUCGGGUACUGUUACCAGAUUUCAUGUCACUGUAUCAUCUCAUUAAUUGAAAAAACAAUUGGUGCCUCAUGGCAAAAUUUAAAAAAAAUCUAUUUAGAGAUGAUUUUGUUUCAUAUGGGCAAUUUGGUCUAGUUGAUUUAAGCAUAGCGCAAGGAGACAGUUCUAAUCCUAGCAUUGCUUCUGAUUUGCAGUGUGCCCUUGCCCAAAUUACUUAACUUUUUUGUUUUAUCUCCCCCAAUGUGUAUAAUGCAACUAAUGACAGUUGUUUUUACAGUGCUUUGAAAAUAUGAAUUAAGGUUUGUUGUUUUGUCAUCCUCUCCGAGCUCUACCCCACUCCCUCCCCCAAAAAUAUAUUUUUCAGGGGCUUAUGUUUUCUUGGUAUGUGUGCAUGUGUGUGAUUGGUUGAUUGUCUUUUUUGUUUUCUUGAGAACAUUGGAUCUUUCUGCUUAGUCCUCAUUCGAAACCAAGCUCUGUUUGUGUCCUCUCCUGUUUGGCAGAGCAAUCAAUAGAAUUAUCACAAAUAGAAAAUUGACUAAGUGAUAAGCAACAAGAGCCAAAUGAAUCUUAAAAACAAUUCCAUUGUGCUAAAUUCUUCUCUGAUUUACAGUCUUUGCAAUCCCUUUAGUGAUCUUUCAAGGGUUGAAGGACAGCACAGAAUAUUGGUCCAGGGUUUCCAAGUCCCCAUUAGUAUCCCAAAUUAAAACAGGGAUGAGAAAUACAAAAAAUAAUGUAAAUACGCCACUGUCUGGAAAAAAGAAAAAAAAGAACAAUUUUCCAAAAAUUUCCAUGCAACAUCAACAGAUUAACAAACUUGUAGAAUAUGAUGGGUUUCUAAAAAGUUGGUUAACAGAUUAUCACUUUUUUAUAAGGUUGGUUUUCUACAAAAGGUAGACAGAUGAGCAGGUUCUUUGACACUUUAUAAAGGUUUAAACAGUAGCUAAGCAGGAAAUAGUUCAUUUACGUUAAAAUGUUAGUAUAACUUUUUAAAAGUGAUUCUUGCUUGGAGACUUUGGCCCCAAAUAUAUAUCCACAGUAUAACUGCAUUGACUUAAGUGGUACAUCAGGAAUGAAUUUGACCCAUUAGCUUUUUCUCUAAGUAACAUAUAGCAUAGAUUUCAAAUAUAUGUGUGUAGGUUUUUGAUGGAAAAUACUCAAUUUUUACUUUAAAGUAGAUAAUAUUUUUACAGAUCUUCUUUUAAAAAUAGGAGACAAGUUUACUGAUUUAAUUUUCAUACAAUUGUGUUAUUAAAUAAACAAAACUAUAACAUUUCGUGGGAAUCCUUAUCCUGAACAAAUCUGAUUGACGUAAUCUGUCCUGUUAAUAAGAAAAUUGUCUUCUAUUCUAAAGUGAAUCAAAGGUUAUUCAAUAAACUAGUUUAUUUAAACCAUUCCCUUCAGAGUACAAGUGUAAUGAAAUGAAAAUUCACUGUGAACGAGACAGUGGGCCACAUGAUGAUCUCUCAAACCAGAGCAAAUCUAGGUAUCUCCAGGAUUUAGACUAGAUUAAUAGAGCAGAAUUUAUCCUAUUACGUGUACUGUGUGUAUGUAUUGGCAUACUAAAAUUAGGGAAACUUGUUUUGGUUAUUCUUUAAUUUUAGAUUGAUAGAAAUAUCUGAAAUAGUUACUGUUCCAGAAUGCCAUUUAGUAACCAAAUUAUAAAUUAUAUCUUUGGUAUUUUGAAAAUUGGUAAUAUUUUGAUAUAUUUUGUAAGAUUCUGUAGUUAAAGCAAGUUAAGAAGGGUCCCUCUAUAAAAUAACAGUGAAAAUGAUAAUGUUAAAUCAAAUAUAUUUUCUCUUCAAAUUUGUAAAAUAAGAUGCAAACAAAAGCCUUAAUAUUAGGAUUUUUUAAAGCAUUUCUAACAAGCCCAUAUGGUAAAAUGCCAUCAGCAAGGUCUAGUAUUUCUCUUUCAAAAUUAGAACACAAAAUAACUGAAGCCUAGGCAUUUAUUUAAAAGUCAUAUAAAUAGUACAUCUAUCUUUGGUGCUCUUUGAGCUAAAAAAUCACCAUUCCAGAACCUAGGUGCCUCAAAGAUAUAUCAGAUUUUGAAUGUUACAUUUUUCUAAUGUAACUAUAUAUGGACCUCUUCUGUAAAGAGAUGCUCAGACUUGGGAAGGUGGGAACGCAGUAAGUAGUAAACAUUGUCACCGGCACAAGAGGAGCUAGUAUUUGCAUUCGCUAUUUACAAAGCAUUAUUUGAAAGAAUAAAAUAUUGGUUUCAGAAAUUUGUGUUGUUUUUGAUUUAGUUUAACAAUUUCAGCUUUUUUGAGCAAGAGCCACUGCUAUCAAGCUUAUACUGUACUUGAGCUUUGAAGAGACAAGUACAGUGUCUGACCACUGUAGUCACUUUAUUUUGUACCAUCUUUGUACAUUCCUGUUGUAUAGCUGGAGUUGUAUUUCUAGAGGGUCAUUGUUCUUUGUAAUGUCUGAAUAGUAUUUAACUGUAACUGCUGCUUAUUUGGUUACUUGUGCAUUCUUAUGAUGAUUCACAGCCCAGUUUAGUGACUCAAUUGUAUACCAGAAGCAGUUUGAAUAACUUUAAAUGUUUAUGUAACUAUACUAAAUGCAAUAUGAAGGUCUUGUACUGUUAAAAAAAAAAGUGAUAUCUUUUGCCAUUUUAGUAAUUUGAUGAUGUAUUCAGUUACCAGAUUAUGAACUUCAGGUUGCACUAAAUUUGUCCUUGUUUUUAGCAGUGGCUUCAAAUAAAACAAACACAUCUUAUGUGUUGUAAUGCU
Dermochelys coriacea (leatherback sea turtle) is the source of this 10289-nucleotide messenger RNA. RefSeq names its product A-kinase anchoring protein 11 (gene AKAP11). Gene Ontology annotation, molecular function: protein kinase A binding. Gene Ontology annotation, cellular component: cytoplasm. The record is from RefSeq and is a predicted model, not a curated record. Gene Ontology annotation, biological process: intracellular protein localization. The transcript has 12 exons. NCBI's taxonomy places the organism in Eukaryota, Metazoa, Chordata, Testudines, Dermochelyidae. The coding region runs from base 166 to 6057 and encodes 1963 amino acids.